Molecule: messenger RNA, 3417 nt
Organism: Brienomyrus brachyistius
Lineage: Eukaryota; Metazoa; Chordata; Actinopteri; Osteoglossiformes; Mormyridae
Gene: casp2
Product: caspase 2, apoptosis-related cysteine peptidase
Exons: 11
Coding region: 632-1939 (435 amino acids)
Biological process (GO): regulation of apoptotic process; proteolysis
Molecular function (GO): cysteine-type endopeptidase activity
Source: RefSeq, a predicted model, not a curated record
CUUACAUUUGUAAUCGCGCGGAAGUGGCGGGGAGGCUUAGAACGAUAGGUUACCUCAAAUUAUUUUAACUUAGGAAAAAUAUUUUGGUUACCUAUACUUAAAAAACGCAACUAGUAUCUUUAGUCUUUCUCGUUGGAAAUUGCGUCCAAAUAUAUAGUUUUCUUCCGUAGACUUCUUCGUCUGUCUUAUUUUGUUUUGGUAAAGCCUGCUAAUGUUAGCCUGUCAGUGCUUUUACUUAGCUAACGAGCACGAGUCGAAUUUUUUUUGUUUGUUUUAAAAAUAACUGCCUCAACUUGUUAUUUUGUAACAAUAGCCAGAUAAUUUCCGAAUAACGUCUAUGUGUGCUUAUGGGUAUUCUUUAGAAAAAGAAAUAUUGCCAGGUAUUUUCUGUAGGCUGCUCUGGAAUUUUUAACUACAGAGUUGAUGGUAUUUCGUGUGUUUUGUGCACUUUUCCCAUUCCCAAGCAAGUUCUUUGCAAGAAAGUGGUAUUUUUUUUAACGUUGACGGGAGUUGCUUAACUACACUGCAGUUUUAAUAGCAACAAAAUACUUCACAAGUUAUAUAUAUAAAUACUAAAUGACAAUUUAGUAUUUAAAGUUAACCUUAUAUUUGAGCGGGACUACAAGGAAGGAUGCUGGGCGAAUGCGGCAUGCAGGAACAAGAAAAGCGGGCGCUGCGGAAAUGCUCCGUGUCACUCUGCAACCAGCUGGUGGUGGACGAGGAGCUGCUUCAGAUGCUCCAGGCCAAUGACAUCCUCACUGAUGGAAUGGCUGAGGGGAUCCUGGCGGAGCAGACCUCCCGGAAGAAGAGCUGGCGUCUGCUGGCCCUGCUUCCGAAGAGAGGGCCCAAGGCCUUCAGCAGCUUCUGCUUGGCCCUGAUAGACACUGAGCAGCGGCACCUUCACGACAUGCUGAUGGACCAGAUGAAGAGGGGCAGGGAGGACUGCGUGGAAUCCUGUCUGCCACUGCCCACCCAGGAGGACUCGGCUAGAAUCAAGAGAGCCAGGACUCAUGAAUCCACAGAGAUGUUCCUAGACGCAGACAGUCCAGUCAUCACGGGUGUUCUCCCCUGUUCCAAGGGAUUCUAUGAAGCUCACUGCAAACAGGCAUACAAGAUGGUCUCUAGCCCCAGGGGUUUGGCUCUCAUCAUCAGCAACGUGAACUUUGACCGUGAAAUUCCCGAGCUGGUCAGUCGGGUCGGAGGAGAAGUGGAUGAAGAGGUUCUAAGCAGAGUUUUUGCAGAUUUGGACUUCUCAGUUGGGGUAUUCAGGAACUUGACGGCUCAGGGCAUGAAGGAGUGUGUCGAGCAGUUCCGUGGGAGGCCGGAGCACCAGGUCGCGGACAGCUGCGCCGUUUGCCUUCUGUCUCACGGUGUGGAGGGGGCAGUGUAUGGCACAGAUGGUCAGCUCCUGGAGUUGGACUGGGUAUUUCAGGUUUUUGACAAUGCACGCUGUCCCCAGCUUCAGAACAAGCCCAAAAUGUUCUUUAUCCAAGCCUGCAGAGGAGAGGAGAUGGACGGCGGGAUCGAGCAGGCGGAUGGCAGGGAGCAAAUGCGCUCCCCAGGUUGCGAGGAGAGGGAUGCCGGGAUAGAGGAGGAAAGGGAGACUGCUGUCAGGCAGGACAGGGACAGAGAGCGGCUGCGCGUGAAACUGCCUCAGCGCUCGGACAUGAUCUGCGGCUUCGCCUCUCUGAAAGGCACAGCAGCGAUGAGGAACACGAAGAGGGGUUCGUGGUACAUCCAAGAGCUGAAUGCGGCCUUCAGACAGAGAGCCCAGGACACACACCUGUCAGACAUACUGGUUCAGGUGAACGCCUGCAUCAAGCAGAGGGAAGGCUACGCUCCUGGUACCGCGUACCACCGCUGCAAGGAGAUGUCAGAGUUCACCAGCUCCCUGUGCAAAGACCUCUUCCUCUUCCCUAAGUACUACCCCGAGCAGUGACUCGCUACAGCGUGUAUACUGGGUAUCCCUUUGCCCUCAAAGGAAAGAUGAAGACAAAGAGGAAUCUGGAUCUACACAAUACAGCCAAUCUCUGCAGUGUAGUGACAAGCGUCCAGAGUUGAUUUGAGCACAACAUACCAGCUCACAUUCAUUCCAGUUGACAAUCUUCCUGUUGUCGUCACAAGGUUGAGGUGUCCAUAUGAGUUUUAAAAUAACUACCAUUUUAUGCAGAUAACUUUUUUUAACUGUUUUUCAGUUUUAUACCCUGUUUAUAUACAUCCAUUAUUUGUUUCUCCUAAACUGUAUGUGUGACAUUGGAUCAAUUUAUUAUUUAGGAUGCAACAGCACUUAAGCCGGAAAUGACCAGCUAGUUAAAUAAAAGGCCCUGGGAAGACUACACAACAACCGUGUACCCGUUAAGCUUGAUGAGUGUCACCUGGAAAGUGUGCGGGGCAGCGUUCCGUUAUCGACAUAGUGGGAAAUGUGCCUCGGUUCCAUUUAAUUUGGUGUGGGUAAGCACUACGCUUCAGUGCAUAUCGAUUUCACACAGGCGUGUACAGAGACGCGCAUGCAAUUUAAUAAAUGUGCGAAUGCACAGUAAGGGAUCAAAACAGAUAAUGGAGACGGGUGAGAACCUCUUCUGCUGUCUGAAAUAUCCCUCCGAGGCCACAGGCAUAUUGCAAAUGAGUCUUUCCUCCCCUUUAGUUCUUGUUUUUAAAGGAAUACUCCUUUUCUGCUGGUCCUCUGCACCCCAGAGAAAUGGGUCCUGACAGACCUUUGAGAGUUUAUUUAGAAAGGUUAAAGCACUAUAUUAGUGCCGCCCCUCCCCGUACAUAAAGAUUUAGAGUAAUACUUCAUUUACUGUAUCCUUAACCACUGUUGAGGCAUUAAUGUCACUUCAGAAACGCUUGCAUUAAGUGUGCUGUUUGGAGUCAGUCAGGCUGGUUCCCAGUUUUUGUGAGCAGGGAAAAGUUUCUGCUGGGAUAUCCGGUCUGUUGUCUUAAAACACUCCAGUAUUAUACUCUGUUAAAUGCCAAAAAUUCUCAGUACCAUGUGUCUUGAAGGGUUACAGUAUAUUCAUUUUAAGGCAACAGUACCGGAUUGUUUCAGUGUAGGUGAAAGUUUGAGGAGGUGUGCGAAUCUGGGGGAGAACGGUGCAGAUAAACGGGUUCGUGCAGAGCUUUGCUGCAGCCUUUAGCAGCCUGUGUAUAUGUGCUCAGGAGCGAUGGUCUGGGUGAUGAGAUGUUCUGUAGUGGCAAAGAGCAGAAGAUCAAGUUAGCAGCCAUAUCACAUUUUACUGCCUCCGUGCCGUCUUCGCCGGGCUGAUGGUGCUGCAGGGUGCAGUUGCUUAGGUAUAAAACGUGGAAAUUAAUGUAAUUCCUGACUCGCGUGCCUAUCUGCCAAAUGUCAAGAUGGAUUUCUCAUGGUGUUUGUUUUUUUUUAUUUUUGUUUUUUAAAUAAAAGGAAUUUUAAUCUGC